This is a messenger RNA of Lolium rigidum, 1899 nucleotides long. Its product is annotated as 65-kDa microtubule-associated protein 5-like. Lineage: Eukaryota; Viridiplantae; Streptophyta; Magnoliopsida; Poales; Poaceae. Gene Ontology annotation, cellular component: cytoplasm; spindle. The transcript has 11 exons. Gene Ontology annotation, molecular function: microtubule binding. The record is from RefSeq and is a predicted model, not a curated record. Bases 1 to 1734 code for a protein of 577 amino acids. Gene Ontology annotation, biological process: microtubule cytoskeleton organization.
AUGGCGACUUCGCCGCCGUCGCCGUCCCCGCCCACGCGCGCCUCCUGCGGCUCGUUUCUCCAGGAACUGCAGGAACUGUGGGGAGAAAUUGGUCAGGAUGAACUCGAAAGGGACAGGAUGAUAUUGCAACUGGAGGAGGAUUGCCUCAAUGUUUACAGGAAGAAAGUGGAGCAGACUAGGAAGCAAAAGGCAGACCUACUUCAAGCCAUGUCUUUGGGUGAAGCAGACAUAGAAAAAAUCCUCUCUGCUCUUGGAGAGCGUGAAUCCUUUUAUAAGGUAGAGAAGCUUGGGGGUACACUAAUGGAGCAACUUGCGAAAGUGGAGCCGGUUCUGGACGAUCUGCGGCGGAGGAGAGAUGAGCGCGUGAAUGAGUUUCUGGCUGUUCAGCUGCACAUAGUUCGUCUGCAGGCUGAAAUUUCGGGGACUAUCAAUCAUGGUGAUCCUGCUGCUCCUUUAGUUGAUGAGACUGACUUGUCUAUCAAAAGACUGACGGAACUGAAAACCCAGCUUAAUGAGCUCCAGGCAGAAAAGAAUCUCAGGCUGCAAAAGAUUGAUGUUCAGCUCAAGUGUAUUGACGAAAUGUGCAACAUGAUGUCUCUUGAUCUUAAGAAGACAUUAUAUGAUGUCCACCCCAGCUUUGUUGAAUUGGAAAGAAGCAAAACCAUGAGUAUAAGUGAUUCCACUCUCGACAGGCUUGCAGGAAAAGUUCACGCACUAAAUCAAGAAAAGAAACAGAGGCUCCGGAAGCUACAAAAUCUUGGAAGUACACUUAUUGAGCUAUGGAGUCUGAUGGAUACACCACUAGAUGAACAGAAAUGCUUCGACCAUGUUACUUCUUUGAUAUCUGUAUCACCCAAUACAGUGAUGCCCCAAGGAUGCCUUGCACAUGACCUUAUUGAGAAGGUAGAGGCCGAGGUUAAGAGGUUGAAGUAUUUGAAAGCUAGCAAAAUGAAAGAGCUUGUAUUAAAGAAAAUGACGGAACUUGAAGAAAUCUACAAAAGUGUUCACAUGGAUAUUGACAGGGACCAUGAGUGGCGGACUCUCACAGAUCUUAUAGAUUCCGGCAGAGCAGAUCUCUCAGAGCUGCUUACCAAUAUGGAUGAUCGAAUUACAGAAGCAAGAGAGCUUGCCCUAAGCAGAAAGGACAUUCUAGAGAAGGUGGAGAAAUGGACAUUAGCAACUGAAGAGGAGGGUUGGCUUGGUGAAUACGAGAGGGAUCAAAAUCGCUACAAUGCUGGUAGAGGAGCCCAUGUAAAUCUCAAGCGUGCGGAGAAAGCAAGGACAUUGGUCAGCAAAAUUCCAUCUCUGCUGGAGAAUUUGACUGCUAGAGUUAAAGCUUGGGAAAAGGAGAAGGGCAUACCCUUUAUGCAUGAUAAGAUGAGGCUUUUGGAUAGCUUAGAACAAUACACAUCUGGAAGACAACAAAGGGAAGAUGAAAAGCGUCGAUUACGGGAACUUAAGAAAUUACAAGAACAGUUCGCAGCAGAACAAGGUUCAACAUAUGGGGCCAAGCCUAGUCCUAUGCGUCCGCUUUCGGCAAGGAAGCCUCUUGGGCAGAGUUCUAGCGUCAACAUCAUUGGUGGAACUCCUAACAGCCGGCGUGUGUCUACCCCAAUUUCACGCAAGGGAGGCUUGUCUUCUGGAAAAGUGAAGGAUGCUGGCAAGACAACUGCUUCCAUACCAGCAAACUAUGUCGCCCUUCCCAAAGAUUCUUCAGACAAUUCUACCAUGUGAAAAAAUGUAAUCACCUCCUACAUGUUGGCAUCUAGCAAGUAACUUAGAUUUAUAUUUCAUAAGCUUUAUCUCAGAUAGAUUAACUGCUUGUUAAUUCUUGAAUGGUCUGUUAUUGUAACUUCUGAUAUAACUUCUCAGAUUUGAAAUCCUUGUAAAAUGGUACUA